Conger conger (European conger) is the source of this 1727-nucleotide messenger RNA. Its product is annotated as guanine nucleotide-binding protein G(I)/G(S)/G(O) subunit gamma-3. Gene Ontology annotation, cellular component: heterotrimeric G-protein complex. Gene Ontology annotation, molecular function: G-protein beta-subunit binding. Bases 181 to 408 code for a protein of 75 amino acids. Gene Ontology annotation, biological process: G protein-coupled receptor signaling pathway. Lineage: Eukaryota; Metazoa; Chordata; Actinopteri; Anguilliformes; Congridae. The record is from RefSeq and is a predicted model, not a curated record. The transcript is spliced from 3 exons.
AGACACCGCUUUACACUGUAGCAGAGCUGGAGCGCACUGGACUGUAUUGACUAGUGUAGCAUCUACACUGCCUAUGAGGGUGGGGUCCAGCUUUACAGAAAUCUGAGACACAGAAAGCAAGAGAUAGAGGGAGAGAGAGAAGAGGAGGGAGAUUGCACCAGGAGAGGAAGACAACAAGGGAUGAAAGGAGAUACCCCAGUAAACAGCACAAUGAGUGUCGGUCAGGCCAGGAAGCUGGUGGAGCAGCUAAAGAUUGAGGCCAGUAUGUGUCGGAUCAAGGUGUCUAAAGCAGCAGCAGACUUGAUGGCGUACUGCGAUGCCCAUGCGUGUGAGGAUCCUCUCAUCACUCCUGUGCCAACCUCUGAAAACCCUUUCAGGGAGAAGAAGUUCUUCUGCGCCCUCCUCUGAGCGAGAAGAGUGCUGAAUACCGACAAAAAUAACAGCAGAUAACAGUUUUACAUACACUCACUGAGCACUUUAUUAGGUUAUUUAUUUUAAUUUUAUUUUUUACUUAUUGGUCUUCUGCUGCUGUAGCCUAUCCACGUAGAGGUUUGACACAUUCUGUGUUCAGAGAUGCUCUUCUGCAUACCACUGUUGUAAUGUGUGGCUAUUUGCGUUACUGUCAGCUUUGACCAGUCUGGCCCUUCUCAUCUGACCUCUCUCAAUGCUUUUUUGCCUGCAGAACUGCUGCUCGCUGGAUGUUUUUUGUUUUUCGCACAAUUCUCUGUGAAUUCUAGAGACUGUUGCGCGUGAAAAUCCCAGGAGUUCAGCAGUUUCCUAGAUACUCAAACCACCUUGCCUGGCAUCAACAAUCAUUCCAUGAUCAAAAUUUCUUCCCCAUUUUGACAUCUGAAAAAAAAAAAAAACUGCUAAACCUCUUCACCAUGUCUGCAUGCUUUUAUGCAUUUAGUUGCCGCCACAUGAUGAUGGCUGAUUAAAUAUUGGCAUUAUUACGAGCUGGUCUACAGGUCUACUUAAAGUGCUCACUGAGUGUACGUAUGCUGUAUAAGUCAUAGCGAGACACAGUUCAGUUCAGUUUCUGUCUAUACUGAAAUUUCUUUUUUUAAAACAAGUUUAGUAAUUAUGACAGUUCUUAAGAUUAAAUGGACCAGCCUUGUUGUAAGGUUUGCAAACAUUAGAUCAUACCCUGGCAGGGUUCCAGUGCUCAUAAUUUAAUGUACUUUUCAGAAUUUUGGCUAAUUGUAAUUGUAAUUCUCACUUUACAAUUAGCCAACUUCACAAUUGUAAUGGGAAUGUGAAAUUGGCUUUGUUAACUGAAUAAUACCACAAAUUGCAUGUAUGGCACAAAGUGGUAUCUAAUGCCACUAGUUGUACUGAACAAAAACUGAAUUUUGACCCAAAAUGAAUUAAUUGAUUUUUCCACAAAGACGAAAUCUACAAUUGACAUGCUAAAGAAGAGACGAACAAAAACACAUAUACCUGUUGGCAGAUUCAUGAAUGCUUAUUGAAAUGAAUAAAGGGCAGUGGAAUGGGGAGGACUGCACAAACAAUCGGUCACAACACGUUUUUUAAAAAGUUCACAUUUCCUCCCCAAAAUGUUUUUUCCAGUCUUACUUUACUUUGUGCACUUAUUUUAAUGUGGUGUGUUUGGGGUAGUGAGAUACAGCGAGUCAGGGAUCAUGGAUUAACUUCACUAGGGAUGAGUGAAAAAAAAUAAUAAUGGUGAGCUUCAUAAAUAAACACAAUCACUAAAACACAGACUCAAA